Molecule: messenger RNA, 3336 nt
Organism: Ceratotherium simum simum (southern white rhinoceros)
Lineage: Eukaryota; Metazoa; Chordata; Mammalia; Perissodactyla; Rhinocerotidae
Source: RefSeq, a predicted model, not a curated record
AUGUUCACGGAGAAAUUCCUUAUGAAGAGAGAACCACUGACCCCGGUGAUCAGUCUUAGCAUCGCUGAGAACGAGACAGCAGACACCAUCUGCCUCCUGACGUGCUGCAGUGUCAAAUUCGGGGUCACGGUGCUGGUGUAUCAACUACUAAGGGUCCAGACUGCAGCAGGCGCGGGGGCAGGGGGCACCGAGCCCUCCUCUUCCCGGACUUCAGAUGCGGCUGCAGAGCCGCUGAGCCUGUGCACUAAGGUCGCGGCCGCCGCCCCGGCCCGGGGGAGCCGCGGGUGCCGCCAGCGGCCGCGCAGGCCGGUGAUAGAAAAAAAUGUUGAUCCUGAAACAAUGCUGUUACCAUACCUGAGGAAGAAGCUCCGACUGACAGGAACCAAGUAUGGCUGUGGAGGGGGAGGCUGUGGCGCCUGCACGGUGAUGAUCUCACGGUAUAACCCCAUUGCCAAGAAGAUAAGACAUUAUCCAGCCAAUGCCUGUCUGACCCCCAUCUGUUCUCUGCACGGUGCUGCCGUCACCACAGUGGAAGGUAUAGGAAGCACCAAGGCCAGGAUUCAUCCUGUUCAGGAAAGGAUCGCCAAGUGUCACGGCACGCAGUGUGGGUUCUGCACCCCUGGGAUGGUGAUGUCCAUCUACACGCUGCUCAGGAACCAUCCAGAGCCGACUCUGGAUCAGUUAACUGAUGCCCUUGGUGGUAACCUGUGCCGUUGCACUGGAUACAGGCCCAUAAUUGACACGUGCAAGACUUUCUGUAAGACUUCCGGCUGCUGUCAGAGGAAAGAAAAUGGGGUCUGCUGUUUGGAUCAAGGAGUAAAUGGAGUACCAGGAUUCGAGGAAGAGAACGAGACAAGUCCAAACCUCUUCCCAGAGGAGGAGUUUCUGCCAUUGGAUCCAACUCAGGAACUGAUAUUUCCUCCAGAGCUAAUGGUAAGGAAAGCUGAGCUCGUCCUGGAGGAACUCAUGGUGAAAUGCCAGGAAGGGUAUUUACCUAUGGAUCCUCCCAAAGCUGACGGGCAAAUAAUGGCUGAGAAACAACCACAAAUGACCAGGGUUUUUAGUGGAGAUAGAAUGACAUGGAUUUCUCCAGUGACCCUGAAGGAACUUCUGGAAGCUAAAGUCAAGUAUCCCCAGGUCCCUGUUGUCAUGGGGAACACCUCUGUGGGGCCUGACAUGAAAUUUAAAGGUGUCUUUCACCCAGUUAUAAUUUCUCCUGAUAGAAUUGAAGAACUGAGUGUUGUAAACUAUGCAGAUAAUGGGGGCCACAUCGUGAGUAGGCAUCUGGAUUCAGAUCUGAAUCCCCUCCUGGCCGUGGGCAACUGUACCCUCAACUUGCUGUCAAAAGAACAGAUUCCAGGAGAGGUGUCAUUUCUUGCCACAGAAGGAGAACGGCAGAUUCCUUUAAAUGAGCAGUUUCUCAGAAAAUGCCCCAGUGCGGAUCUUAAGCCUGAAGAAAUCUUGGUCUCAGUGAACAUCCCCUACUCGAGGAAGAGCAAGGGCCUCGGAGCACUUUCCUCGGACCAGGGUAGCUUUGACUCCGGAAAGUCCACAGCUGUGAUUGAAAUGACACACACUUUAGGUGGAAUCAAGUGUCACAUUUAUCGUCACUGCCUUCUUAUGGGAGAUGUGCAUAAAAUGCUUGUCAAAAUGAUAUGUUGGUUGUUGAUUAAACAGAAUGUAGGCCCAAAGCAGCUUCCUCAAGACCCAAUUGGCCAUCCCAUCAUGCAUCUGUCUGGUAUUAACCAUGCCACGGGUGAAGCCAUCUACUGUGACGACAUGCCAGCGGUGGACCCGGAACUUUUCUUGACUUUCGUAACAAGUUCAAGAGCUCAUGCUAAGAUUGUGUCUCUUGAUCUGUCAGAAGCUCUCAGCCUGCCGGGCGUGGUGGACGUCGUGACUGAGGAGCAUCUUCGCGGCGUAAACUCCUUCUGCUUUCUAAGUAAACCUGAGAAACUUCUGGAAACAGGGGAGGUGUCCUGUGUGGGUCAGCUCGUCUGCGCCGUGAUUGCGGAUUCCGAGGUUCAGGCAAAGCGAGCCGCGAAGCGAGUGAAGAUUGUCUACCAAGACUUGGAGCCGCUGAUCCUAACUAUCGAGGAAGCUAUCCAGCACAACUCCUUCUUCGAGGAAGAAAGGAAACUGGAAUGUGGAAAUGUUGAUGAAGCAUUUAAAGUGGUUGAUCAAAUCCUUGAAGGUGAAGUACAUGUGGGAGGUCAAGAACAUUUCUAUAUGGAAACCCAAAGCAUGCUGGUUGUUCCCAAAGGAGAGGAUCAAGAAAUAGAUGUCUACGUGUCCACACAGAUUCCCAAAUACGUACAGGACAUAGUGGCUUCAACCCUGAAGCUCCCAGCUAACAAGGUCAUGUGUCAUGUAAAGCGUCUUGGUGGGGCGUUCGGGGGAAAAGGGAUCAAAACUGGCAUCAUGGCGGCUGUCACUGCAUUUGCUGCAAACAAACACGGUUGUGCAGUCCGCUGCAUUCUGGAACGAGGAGAAGACAUGUUAAUAACUGCGGGCCGCCACCCUUACCUUGGAAAGUACAAAGCUGGAUUCAUGAAGGAUGGCAGAAUCUUGGCCCUGGAUGUGGAGCAUUAUGGCAAUGGAGGAGCCACCCUCGAUGAGUCGUUACUUGUGAUGGAAACGGGAGUUCUGAAAGUGGAAAAUGCUUACAAGAUUCCCAACCUGCGCUGCCGGGCCCGGGUGUGCAGGACCAACCUUCCAUCCAACACGGCUCUGCGCGGGUUUGGCUUCCCCCAGGCGGGGCUGAUCACCGAAUCCUGCAUCACGGAAGUCGCAGCCAGAUGUGGGUUGUCCCCUGAGAAGGUGCGAACGAUAAACAUGUACAGUGAAAUUGACCAAACACCCUACAAACAGGAGAUUAAUGCCAAGAACCUGAUCCAGUGUUGGAAGGAAUGUAUGGCCAAGUCUUCCUACUCCCUGAGGAAAGCGGCCGUGGAAAAGUUCAACUCAGAGAAUUACUGGAAGAAGAAAGGGCUGGCCAUCAUCCCCCUGAAGUAUCCUAUUGGUCUUGGUGCAGUUGCUUUUGCUCAGCCUUUCUCCAGAGGAGACGAGAGCUCCUUUGCCUUCGUCCCCAGGGUUGGUGACAAGCAUUCUUGGGGGAAAUCGGGAGACCUGGUGUCUACUCCUGGCCCUGGCAUUAAGCAGCUGAGUCAACUCGCUCUGGGCCCCACAUUGCUCGAGUGUGAAGUGAGAAGGUGGGAGCGAUGGCCACCAAGACUCCUCCUGCAGCCGCUCUGUGAUUCUGUGUCUCUGGACCCAGAAAUAGAAACAGGAAGCCGCCAGGCAUUUGGUGCCCCUCCCCUUUUUGGUGGGUUGUGA